UUUGAAUGUUGUACCGGGAAGCCAAGCUUGUUAUGUCCGCUGGAUCAGAUCCCAAAGGAACGUGCAUGAAGAAAUAAUGGGGCAAGGACUUCUUUGAAGUUAUGGAUCCAAAGGCUACCCAAGAGUGGACAUCCUGCGAAGAAGAGGAGUUCAAGGUACAUUUUGCCGAGUUAUGGUAUGAAAAAUCAUGUGACAGGAUGGAAGCACUUGCAAAGAGGUUCCCUGCAAAGUCUAUUCAGCAGUUGAGAGAUAAAUAUGCUGAGGUCUUUGCGGAUAUGCUCUGUGGUGAGACAGAUGGUGAACCAAGCAGAGAUGAUGCAACUAAUGAUUGGGAUGAUUGGUACAAACUUUUAGAAGGAGAGACACAUGACUUGGUUAUGGACCCAUUGGUUGAAACACCUUUAUUUGAACCUUCCAAACAAUUGUUAUUCGAACCAGCAGGGGAUCAGGAGGAAAUACAAAAGUCACACUGCAAGUCAUCACGGAAGAGGAAACAGUGUUGGACUGCCGAGGAACACAGGGAUUUUCUACGUGGUGUGAAUUGCCUUGGACGAGGUGCAUGGAAAUUCAUCUCCGACUAUUUCGUCCCUUCCAGGACCCCAGCACAGCUAGCAAGCCAUGCUCAGAAGUACUUCGACAGAAUAGAUAAGAAUGAGCUGGAUGACACGAGGCAGAGGCAUAGCAUCAAUGAUGUCAGGCUUGUCAACCAUGGUAUGAACAUUUCUGCCCACUCCUAUACUGAACCAGGGAAGGGGAAAGGAAUUGCAUCAAGCAUCCUGCCAACAAUCCUAACUGAGGACAUAGGUAUUCUGCAUGGUCUGGCACAAGGAAUGCCUGAAUUUGGGCAAGCGAGUAACAGUCCAAGCAACUUAGCAGGACAGAUGACACAUAACAACCAUAUACUGGAGAGUUUCCAGUUGGAAGUCUCUGGCAUCCCAUCACCAAGAGAGCAGGGGAGUGUUCUGCUUGAUCAAACCAGGGCAGAAAAUAGGGCUUACCCCAGCCGCAAGAGAAACAUUGGCGCAGCCACCAACAGGAGGCGCGAGAAGAAAAGAAUGCUCCCUGAUCUCCUGACUGCCCAAACCCCACAUGUUCUGCAACUUGGGCAAGGAAGCAAUGGUGCAGCCAAUUUAUCAUAUGAGAUAGUGCCCAUCAAGCGGCACAAUUUACACCAGAAUGUGCCACCAUUCUGAAGCUUGGUGGAAGCCCUGCUACCUGUUACAGCAAAUAUGCUUUGAUUUGCUCUUCCAGGUGGGUUAUAUGUGUAAUGCUGAAGCAGUGACAGGCUGGACUAGUAUAAUUGCCUGCCUGCAUAAUAACGAAGCUGUGUUUGGCUUCACCAGCAUCUGGCCCAUGAUGUGAUAUGGAAACCAGUUAAUAUUUGCUUUUUGGUAUAAUUAUGUUGUGU
Messenger RNA from Panicum hallii, 1408 nucleotides. RefSeq names its product transcription factor DIVARICATA-like. Lineage: Eukaryota; Viridiplantae; Streptophyta; Magnoliopsida; Poales; Poaceae. The record is from RefSeq and is a predicted model, not a curated record. Gene Ontology annotation, molecular function: DNA binding. The transcript is spliced from 3 exons. The coding region runs from base 102 to 1193 and encodes 363 amino acids.